Anolis sagrei ordinatus is the source of this 5398-nucleotide messenger RNA. It is a transcript of the gene LIN9, whose product is annotated as lin-9 DREAM MuvB core complex component. Gene Ontology annotation, cellular component: transcription repressor complex; nucleoplasm. Gene Ontology annotation, biological process: regulation of cell cycle; DNA-templated transcription; regulation of transcription by RNA polymerase II. The record is from RefSeq and is a predicted model, not a curated record. NCBI's taxonomy places the organism in Eukaryota, Metazoa, Chordata, Lepidosauria, Squamata, Anolidae. Gene Ontology annotation, molecular function: DNA binding.
GGCCGCGCCGGAGGACGCCGUCUCCUCCCCCACAAUGCAUCGCGGCAGGCAGCCUUUGAAAAAGCGGCGCGGCUCCUUCAAGAUGGCGGAGUUGGAUCAGCUGCCUGACGAGAGUUCCUCAGCAAAAGCCCUGGUCAGUUUGAAAGAGGGAAGCUUAUCAAAUACAUGGAAUGAAAAAUUCAGUUCUUUACCGAAAACAACCAUUUGGAAAGGCAAAAAUUCAGGAGCUACUGUAGAAAUGCCUUUCAGAAGUUCAAAACGAAGUCGUUCUUUAUGUGAAGAAGAAGAAAAACAAAUUACCACAAGAUCACCCAAAAGAAACCAGAGAGUUGCCAUGGUUCCACAGAAGUUCACAGUAACAAUGCCAACACCAGACAAAAAAGCAUCACAGAAGAUUGGAUUACGGCUGCGUAACUUGCUAAAACUUCCUAAAGCACAUAAAUGGUGUAUAUAUGAAUGGUUCUAUUCAAAUAUAGAUAAGCCAUUGUUUGAAGGUGAUAAUGACUUCUGUGUCUGCCUAAAAGAAUCAUUUCCCAAUUUGAAAACAAGAAAAUUAACAAGAGUGGAGUGGGGGAAAAUCAGAAGAUUGAUGGGAAAGCCAAGAAGAUGUUCUUCUGCAUUCUUUGAAGAGGAAAGGUCAGCAUUAAAACAGAAACGGCAAAAAAUUAGACUUUUGCAGCAGCGAAAGGUGGCAGAUAUAUCCCAAUUUAAAGAUCUUCCAGAAGAAAUUCCAUUGCCACUAGUUAUAGGAACAAAAGUAACAGCACGGUUACGUGGUGCCCAUGACGGACUCUUCACAGGACAGAUAGAUGCUGUAGAUACUCUUAAUGCUACAUACAGAGUAACAUUCGAAAGGACAGGGCUUGGAACGCAUACAAUCCCAGACUAUGAAGUCCUUAGUAAUGAACCUAACGAAACCAUGCCUAUUGCUGCCUUCGGACAGAAACAACGACCUUCUAGAUUUUUUAUGACUCCUCCUCGGUUACAUUAUACACCUCCCCUCCAAUCACCAAUUACAGACAGUGAUCCUUUACUCGGACAGUCUUCUUGGAAAAACAAAAUUUCGGGCUCAGAUAGUGAAACAUUGGGUGGUUUUCCAGUAGAAUUCCUUAUCCAAGUGACCAGAUUAUCAAAAAUUCUUAUGAUUAAGAAGGAACACAUAAAGCAGUUAAGAGAAAUGAACACAGAAGCAGAAAAACUGAAAUCCUAUUCUAUGCCCAUAGGUAUUGAAUUCCAGAGAAGAUAUGCAACAAUUGUUUUAGAUCUUGAACAGCUGAACAAGGAUCUAAACAAAGUUCUGCAUAAAGUCCAACAGUAUUGUUAUGAGCUUGCCCCAGAUCAAGGUCUCCAGCCUGCAGAUCAUCCCACCGAUCUAAGACGGAGAUGUGAAGAAGAAGCUCAGGAAAUUGUCAGGCAAUCAAAUACAUCAACAACAGGACAGCCUUGUGUUCAAAGUGAAAACCUGACUGAUUUAAUUGCUAGACUUACGGCAAUAUUACUACAGAUUAAGUGUCUGGCAGAAGGAGGUGAUCUAAAUUCCUUUGAGUUUAAAUCUUUAACAGAUUCAUUAAAUGACAUCAAAAAUUCUAUAGACUCUACAAACAUCAGUUGUUUUCAGAAUAAUGUUGAAAUCCACGUUGCACACAUUCAGAGUGGACUCAGCCAGAUGGGAAAUUUACAUGCCUUUUCUGCAAAUAACACCAACAGAGACUGAGAGAAGUGUCCACCUAGGCCCAAGUGUACAGAAUGUAAUUGUGGAAACACCGUCUUAUAUAAGCUUCACCAAAUAUCCUGACUGCUGGAAGACAAAGGAAAAAAGAGGAUAUUUUGAGACUGGUUGAGGUACUUCUGAAGAAACCAGCAUAAAAUUACCAGCAUCGCUAUAGACUUCAUCACUGGCUAUGCACAUACAGUAUCUUGUUUGAACACCUAACCCUUAGUUUAAAAAGUAUAUAUGUUGUUUUAAGCUGAAAGUUAUGCAGACAUGUUUUAUAUAAAGUAAGAAUAUUUUAAAUUGAAUUGCAGCUUAUUUUGUCAACUAUUAACAGAUGUGUUUUGAAAACAGUGAAAAGGAAGUGUCAUAGGCAUGGGCUUGCACUGACUUGUUCUUGAAAGCCAUAGUACUUAGUACUUGUGUCUUACUGCCUUUUGAAAGUGUAGUGAUUGGUAAAGCAGUGUGUGCAUUUCCUGUACCUGGGAAGUAGCAGCAGAGUAAGGUUUGCAAAGGAGUAGUAGUGGAUAGAUAGCUGUUGUACACUUGCUGAUACUGGGAAUCCUUGUAAAUCAGUUUAAAUAUCUCUGGAAUAUUUAAUUUAUCGUAACUUAUAAAAGUAAUCUAAUGAAGGAGUAGAAAAGAACUGCUGAAUUCCCAGAAAGUGGUAAUAAUUGCUAUUUCGCCUCCAUAAUGGGCAGAAAAAAAUAACUGAUAAUAUUUUUCAAUGAUUUGUUUGCACAGUUUUAAACUCAGUAUCUGGUUAUCAAAGAAUAGGAGUUUUACAAAGCAGUUGGAUAGUCCGUCCUCUAAACUGCCUAAAAAAAUAAAAAGCAAAGACCUGAGGAAUAUAUAGAAAUACCAAUCUUGUAAAAAGGGUAUAUUGAGUUGUUUAUUUAGUAUAGUCUUAUAAAACUUCAGUGUAAUAAAUUGUUUCCAGAUCUGAAUUCUCAGAUAGCUCUAGCAAUGUUUCGAUUCUUUAAUUCCUCAUAAAAUGAGGUCUUUUGUAUGUUAAUGUAUAAAGAAAAUAUAAACAAUUAUUUUCAAUUUAAAAUUUUGUAUAGUUUUAAAAAUGCUUCUGUAUUCCGUGUCUGUAUUUGUGCUGUUUCAAAACUUAACUGCAGAGUCUAUAUUUAGCAAAGCCUGUUCUUUUAAGAAAUGCAUAAAUCUUUUAUUCUCAUUGAUUUAUGUAAAUGGCAGUGUUUUAAGGCUUGAAGUAAUUUCCAAAUAUGUAGUGACUACAUAUUAAGAGGUGCAUUUUUGCUUGGAGAUGCAGGAAAUAUGGUAGAGAAAAUUUAGGUUUCUUUAAAAAUAUUACAGUACUUUCAUUUUUUUUUAAAUGACCUUUUGGUGGGUUUUCUAACUUUGGCUCUUCUUAACAGGAGAAAUGAGUUUGUUCAAUUUCUUUUUCCUUCCCAGAACAUAUUCCUCGUUUUAAUACCAGAAAAUGGAAUGUAGGAACGACUUCUAUACAGACAUAGUUCUUACCAUUUUCAUAACAGUGACCCGGACAUAACAUAAGUUGAAGCGUAUGCCUUUGUCCAAAACCAUUCAAAUGAAAAUGCUGCUUUUGCACACAAAAAUCUGCAACCAUUUCUUUUUACUGAUAAUCUUAAGUCUUUCUUCUACUUCUGCCAAGAAAUAUGUUAUUCUCAGUUCCUUGUACAAAGUCUCAAAGGAAUGUAAUGUCAAACUUCUUUUACACAGAUCUUGUAAAAUGAAAUGAAACACCCUGUACUUUUGGGAAGCUAUAGGUUGGAAAAAGACUUGAAGGCACACAAUAAUUUAUAUCCCACUCUUCAUCCACAAAGGCUCUCAGGCUGGCUUAAAGGCUGUUUAAUUAACAGUUCCCUGCCCUCAGGCUGACAAUCUAAAUAAGGCACAAUAUACAAGGAAAAGGGAAUUGAAUACUACUGUAUAAAAAUUACCAGUCUUUAGACAGAAUCAAAGAUAAGUACCAGUAUUUUGCUGGCAUGAUAUGUUGCUUUUUUACUUCCAGUGGAAAGUAGGUCCUUGGUCCAAGACUUACAUUGCUGCUUGAGAGGACAGAAUACUGGAUUUAAUAUACCAUAGUUAAUGUUUGUUAUUGUGUGCCUUCAAGUCAUCUUCAACAGGCAAAUCUAUCACAAUGUUUUCUUGGAAAUAUUUUUUCAAAGGGGUGUCUUGAUCUUCAUCUGGAUGAAUAUGGCUUGCCCAAGUUCACCUAGUGGAUUUCCGUGGCUGAGUGGGGAUUUGAUCUCCAGAGUCAUAGUCCAACACUUAAUCCAUUAUGCCUAGCUGGUUCUGUGAUAUAAUUAAGCAUUUGAUUAUUCAUCUUGGAAAGACUGAUUCCAAGAUACUACUUUUUCCUGCUGAAAACUAAUUUAAAGAAUUUGUAAGCUCUAAUAGAGACAAGGCAGGGUUCAUUUACACCAGCCCUGCACAACCUGUGGUCCUCUAACUGUUUUGGCCUCUGACUCCCAGAAUUCCUUAAAAGCUGGCUAGGGCUUCUGGGAGUUGGAGACCAAAACAGCUGGAGGGCUGCUGGUUGCGCAUGCCUGAUCUACACUGUAGAAUUAAUGCAGUUAGACAUCACUUGAACUGCCAUGGCUUGAUGCUGAGAAUCAAAGGAGUUGUAGUUUUACAAGGUCUUUAACCAUGUCUGCCCAAUAGUGCUAGUGUCUCACCAAUCUACAAAUUCCAGGAUUCCAUAGCAUUGAGGCAUUGCAGUUAAAGUGGUGCCAAACUAGAUUAAAUCUAUCAUGUAGAUGCAACCUGAGAUGAAUACUGUGAAUGUAAAAAGAAAGAGUAGACGAGGUCAAACAUCUACAUGUCCAACAUCUAUUCUGUUCCACACUCAGGAAAACAGGUCCAUCAUAUUAGCUUGAGCUUAAGAGUGGCUCCUUUGACUUGCCUGACUGCAUCAACUCCCAAAACAUUGUGUAUGCUGCAGCUGUCAGUUUUGAGUUUUGAGGAGAUUCCAUCUGAACACGAGGAAGAACUUCCUGACUGUGAGAGCCAUUCAGCAGUGGAACUCUCUGCCCUGGAGUGUGGUGGAGGCUCCUUUGGAAGCUUUUAAACAGAGGCUGGAUGGCCAUCUGUCAGGGGUGAUUUGAAUGCAACAUUCCUGUUUCUUGGCAGGGGGUUGGACUGGAUGGCCCAUGAGGUCUCUUCCAACUCUUUGAUUCUAUGAGUCUCCCAGCAGUCCUUCUCAAUCAAGAGAAAGGGGAGGACAUGUUUUCAGGAACGUUGUGGGUAGAUGUUGUAUAUUCAAGUAAGGAGAUCUGUUGCCCUUUGCAGUUUUAAGCUGGCUCUGUACUGUAGAAUUCAUGCAGUUUGACACCGCUAACUGUCAUGGCUCAAUGCUAUGGAAUCCUGGGACUUGUAGUUUAGUGAGGCACCAGCGCUCUUUAUCACGGAAGGCUAAAGACUUGUAAAAUGGCAACUCUCAUGAUUCUAUAGUAAGCCAUAGCAGUUCAGUUGCUAUCAAAUUGCAUGAAUUAUAUUGUGUAGAGGCACCUUUAUAAGAGUUCUUAAAGCCUGAGGGAAUUCUGCUUGUCAAAGUAUAUUAGGCUACAUGGAGCAAUGAGCUGGCUCCAUUUAAGAAAGUGUCAUACGUGAGAUCAAAAAGUUCGGUUUCCUGGUAGGGGUGUGUGUGUUUUCAUUCACAAGGAAAUGAACAGUAAAAAAAUGGCUUUGACUGAAGCA